UUUGAUUAUAACAUGUGUCAAUGUCAUGUCAUAUUUAUGUUAGUGUUGUGUUGCCUUUUGAAUAAAAAAGGGAUACAUACCAUUUAGUGAGUAUAAAUGGAUGUUGAUGUUGACGGCUUCCUGAAAGUUUCAUAUAAAAGCAGAAAUUCUAAAAAUAGAACUGGACGGAUCACUCAGACUAAAUGUGAUAUCAAGACGAAUACUUCAUUAAGUUUAUCAUUGGACAAGGAAUAUUUCCUCAAGAAAAUCUGUGAAGCUAAGUCAGAAGUAUUAUCAUCGGAUCUUUUCAAAUCUGUAUGUACAUCUUUGAAAGAGGGACUUUUCAUUUUGAAUGAUUCAGCAAUAGCCGAGAUAGUUUGUCUUGGCCUAGGUAGAAUUGGUGAGUGUGUUACAUCAAGGUAUCAAUUUGCUUUCAUACUUUGUUUGAAAACACUUUUUGAUGUAACUAUUUCUGCAUAUGAUCCGAUAUUUACAAAAAAUGAUAUUGAAUUAUUGGGUUAUUUCAAUGUCACAGUGUUGAAAGAAAACUUGGAGGGUAAACAUAAGACCCUUGGUGAAAAUAAAGUGUUGUUUUUUCUACCUCACUGUCCUAAACAAUUGACUAAUAAUUUGCUUUGGGUUAAUUGGAGCCAUAACUUGAGUUCUUGCAUAAUUAUCGCUAACAGUUUCAAUAAAAUUGUUGGUAAUUGCUCUAGAAGGACUCUAGAGCAAAGUGCUGGGUAUAUUUCUAAAAUCCUACCUUAUGUAUUAGAGUAUCCCAUUAUCAAUAAUUUCAAAUACCACGAUAUAUUCAAUGAUCUUGCCAUUCAUGUAUUUCCAAAACUGAAUGUUGUUUCUCAGGAUUUAUGGAAAAUAAACUCUGAACCAAAGUAUAUCGAGGAUAUAGAAUUUAUUACAAAGAACGACAGCAAAUCUCCAGUUUAAAUUUGUUUUCACAAAAUUUUGAAGCAAUGGCAGGAAAAAUAAAUGUGCUCAGGCAGAUAAUUUCCGAACUACGUAAAAGCUUACCUGAAGGCAGUUUGAAAAACAACUUGGCACUUCAGUACAUAUUGGAACAAUUUCAAAAAUACAAAACUACAGAUCAACAACUAUGUAAGGCUAGAGAAGAAAUGGAAUUUGUAGCAAAAACCUAUUUGUGUUAUUUGAAAAGCUCCCGAUUAGAAGAACAAAUUCAUAAUGAAUAUCACGGGAAAGGAGAAAGAAGUGUUGAUGAAACUGCAAAGAUGGUAGGAUUUAAACUUCCCCAUGAUCCUAAAUGAAAAUUUCAUCUUAGUUCUAAAAGUGUUAGUACUACAAACUUACUUGUAACAUAGUUUUAUUGAUUAUAUUUUGAGAAAAAUGAA
Molecule: messenger RNA, 1343 nt
Organism: Leptinotarsa decemlineata (Colorado potato beetle)
Lineage: Eukaryota; Metazoa; Arthropoda; Insecta; Coleoptera; Chrysomelidae
Product: protein FMC1 homolog
Cellular component (GO): mitochondrion; cytoplasm; nucleus
Source: RefSeq, a predicted model, not a curated record